AUGUGCUCCGUCUGCUACAAGAAGCACCACGGCAUCUUCGUCGGGGGUUCCGGCGCUUCCACCGCCGCCACGGCGUUCGAACCGGCGGCGGAGGCGGCGCCCAGCGCCAGCGUCUCUUUCACACCCGCUGGCGCCGCAUCAAUACCAUUACCACCCUCGUCCACGGCGCCCGAGGCAGCGAGGGAGCCGCAGCAGCCAAGUCGGUCCGUGGCGUGCUGCAAGAAGGUGGGGCUGACAGGGUUCGUGUGCCGAUGCGGGAAGACCUUCUGCGGGAGGCACCGCUACACGGAGGAGCACGGCUGCGCUUUUGACUUCAAGGGCGCCGACCGCGGCGCCAUCGCCCGGACAAACCCCCUGAUCAAGGGAGAGAAGCUGCCCGGCAGAAUCUGA
Panicum virgatum (switchgrass) is the source of this 390-nucleotide messenger RNA. RefSeq names its product zinc finger A20 and AN1 domain-containing stress-associated protein 5-like. Lineage: Eukaryota; Viridiplantae; Streptophyta; Magnoliopsida; Poales; Poaceae. The transcript has a single exon. Gene Ontology annotation, molecular function: zinc ion binding. The record is from RefSeq and is a predicted model, not a curated record. Bases 1 to 390 code for a protein of 129 amino acids.